Molecule: messenger RNA, 1293 nt
Organism: Melozone crissalis (California towhee)
Lineage: Eukaryota; Metazoa; Chordata; Aves; Passeriformes; Passerellidae
Product: TLR adapter interacting with SLC15A4 on the lysosome-like
Exons: 3
Coding region: 250-1173 (307 amino acids)
Biological process (GO): regulation of toll-like receptor signaling pathway
Source: RefSeq, a predicted model, not a curated record
AACCGUCUGCCCCCUCCCAGCAGCUCUGCAGGACAGCUCUGGGCUUGGGGAAAUCCAUCCUGGACCUGGCUGGGCUUGCUUAUGAAGUGCAAUCUGUCUGAAGUAGCCACGAUGAGGAAGAGACCUGGCAGCAGGAGGGAUGUUACAGAUGAAGCAGCUGAUUAAAGCCCUUCCUGUACCUUCAGAAUGAUUUUUGUGGACAUGGGCUCCAUGGAACUCUGGUGAUCCCUGCUGCUCACACUUGUCACCAUGCUGGCAGAAGGCAUCCUAACGAGGCUCAUCUACAGAGAAAGCUGUCAUCAAGAUAAGCCUCGCAAAUCCCCUGCAUCCCAAAAGGCCAAAGAGGGAAUCUGGAGACAGAAACUUGUAGACGUCCCAAGAAUUAAAGGCUUUGCUGAUGGAUGUGAGAAGCGGGAGGAGCUCUCUGCCAGAAGCAGCGAAGUGGAAGCCGGGAGCAGCCCUCGAUGGGGAUCCAUAGGGAAGGAGCCUGCAGAGGAUCAGGGAAUGCUGGUUAAAGGCACUGCAUCCCCAGCUGUACACAUCCCCAGGAGAGGAGGGAGCUUGGACGAGGUGGAUUUGUACAGAUCCUGGCCAUGCAACAGCAUUUACCAGAACUACCCUGACCUGCAGAUCGGGGGGGACCGCGUGGGGGGCCCCACGUGUGACUCGGGCUGUGUCCUGGACCACGGGUGUGAUGAGCUCCCUGAUGGGCCUGUGCUGCUCUCCAUAGACAUUCCCCUGGGUCAGUCCCCACUGUGUGAGCAUCCCAGAAAGCCCAGUGGGAUGUCCUUGCCUGGAGAUGAAGCUGGAGAAAGGAGCCUCCUGCUCAGCGAGGAGCCCCUGUCCAACUCCACGCUCAACAAGUACAUGGAAGCCAAAGUGGCAGAGUUCUACAAACAGUUUUUUGAAGAAAGCCUGGCCAGGUGUGGUUCCAUAACAAACCUGCUGACCUGCAGCUGGAUAAGGAACAGCCUGGACCAGAUAAGUGUUCAGAUCUCCCAGGAGCAGAACAUGGAAACCUCCAGAGCCAGAGGAGCCCUCCUGCACUCGUUGGCUUUGUUCAGCUCCCGCAACGCUCCCAACAGGAACAGCUCCGAGUUCAGCACCCCAAACCUCCAAAUCUCCAACACAGGGGCUGCAAAAUGGAGCUGCAGGAUGGAAUUCACAUCCUGACUGAGCUGCUCAGCUCAGGAGAGGGAUGGGAUUCAGGUGUGAGUGAUUCACUCCAAGGAUUAGGUUGGGAAAUGGAAACAUUUGCACACUACACUUGUUCUAGUUAAUAUUUUAAGUCUU